UAAAAUUACCAGUUGCGGCCUGUGGCAGUUAGUAGUGAAAUCAGCACCACGGGUCUUCUGCCUCUUAAUCGAUAGUUUAUAUUUCGUUGGUGGCUGUACCGUCCGUGUAGCGAAAAUUUAAGGACACUCAGUGCGGAUAUUCCCAUAUCUCUGGCGACUACAACACUAAGCAUGGAUGACAUCCAGGUUGUCGAAUCAAAACCUCUGCUUGCUGACAAGGACUUGCAGGGUCUGAGAGAGGCUGUUCAGAAGCUUGCAAUCAAGGAGCACGAUGUGGAGACUCCUCAUGGCCGAAUCCACUGCACCAUGAAGGGAGUACCCAAGGGAGACCGGCCGGUCAUCCUUACCUUCCAUGACAUCGGCCUGAACCACAAAACCUGCUACAGCACCCUGUUCAACCAUGAGGACAUGCAUGAGAUCAUGCAGUACUUUGCCGUCUGCCAUGUUGAUGCACCGGGGCAACAAGAAGGUGCCAACACUUUCUCCACUGGGUAUGAAUACCCUUCAAUGGAUCAAGUGUCUGAGACACUUCCCCUGAUUCUCAAGCAUUUUGGGGUGAAGAGCGUCAUCGGAAUGGGGGUCGGAGCUGGUGCAUAUGUCCUCGCUAAAUUCGCUGUUGAUUACCCACAAUUGGUAGAGGGCUUGGUUCUGAUCAACAUCAACCCAUGUGCUGAGGGAUGGGCGGACUGGGCCGCACACAAGAUCACCGGCUGGACCCAUGCCAUGCCAGACACGCUCAUCACUCAUCUUUUUGGCAAGGAGGAAAUUCAACAAAACCAUGAUCUGAUUGCGACAUACCGCCACCACAUCUUGAAUGACAUGAACCAGUUCAACCUGCACCUCUUUGUCAAAUCCUACAACAGCCGCAGGGAUCUGGAAAUUGAGAGGCCAAUCCCUGGUGGAGCCAUUAACGCCAGAACCCUGAAGUGCCCUUCUCUUCUUGUGGUUGGCGAUAGCUCCCCCGCAGUCGAUGCUGUGGUCGAGUGCAACACCAAAUUGGACCCAACUAAGACCACUAUUCUCAAGAUGUCAGACUGUGGAGGCAUGCCCCAGGUUGACCAGCCUGCCAAACUGACAGAGGCUUGCAAGUACUUCAUUCAGGGCAUGGGCUACAUGCCUGCCGCCAGCAUGACCAGGUUGGUCCGCUCCCGCACAGCAUCUGGCUCCAGCGUCACCUCCUUCGAUGGCAACCGCAGCCGAUCCCACACCAACGAGGGCAACCGGAGCCGCUCACACACCAAUGAGGGCCCCCGCAGCCGCUCACACACAGGCGACCACCAGCGUGUACGCGCCCACACGGAGACCAUGGAGACAACCAACAACAGCACUAUGGACCAGGCCACGCUCAAGUCCGCCGAAGUGUCCUGCUGAAGUGUCGUGUGUGUCCCCCCCCCAACCUGCCCCCACUCUCCUUCACCCUUCCCCUACCCCGUUUUUUGAUUUCUGCUGCACUGCCACUAACCAUCAACCCCCCCCAGGACUGGAUGCCAUGUGUCUGGCUUGACCCCCAAUUGACUCCCACAACACUUCAAGAUGCGGAAAAGAGUCUCUAUGCCAAAGAGUUUUUAUUUUAUUUUAUUUUAUUUUAUUUUGUUUUGUUUUGUAACGGGUUACUCUCUCUUCUAGCGCUAAGCUAAGGGAGAACCCCAUUGUACUGCUGUCAAGGGCUAAACCUCUAGGCCAGGACAGCUCCCUUUGUCUGCCUCUCUGGAGGCGGCGAUUUUGUUGUUGUUAGCGGCAGUGCGGCACAGGGAUGUGGAGAAUGCCUGAGAAAGUUGUGCUUGCGUCACUCAGACGGCACGCAAGCUUGUACAUUUAUCUUCCUCUUUAAUUACCAAUGUACUUUCUUUUGGAUUCUUAUUUUAGCUGACUGUAGUGUGGUGUCGGACAUCACGGCUUUCAUGAUGAUCGGUAAAGGACUGACAUUACUGAUAAUUUGUAUACGUGAUUCAUUUUCUGUAUAUGUAGAAUUGAAACUCUGAAGGGAAAAAAAAGGAGUUGAGCAAGCUUUGGGAAAGUAGCAGUUUCUUCAAUCACUAUUCAACUCUAAGCUGUAAAACUAAACAGACUAAUUUUGUCUCCAUUUGAAAACUAAUGGAAGUAUUUUAUCACUUUUAGGCUAAUUUCCACUGGGGUACAGACAUUCUUAAAGAUCGCUAAACAUUCCUUAUCACUGUCAAUUCUGUUUUGCAAUCAAACCAACUAGACUCCCAGCACAAAUGUCGAUUACCAUUCCUGUUCUCAAUCAAACAAAAACUAAACUUAACGACUGUAGACUGCACAGCUUGCUAUUGUACUAUGUAUACUGAAUUUCCGGAUAAUUGCUUCAGGAAUUGUUUAUAUGUUAAGAAAGUCAUUAUAUGCAUUUCUAUGCAAUCAAGCACAAGAGAACAAAACAAAUGUGCCAUGGAAUCCUUCAUACAGACUUGCUCAUUUUCUAUUUUAUGUUGGUUUGGGAAGAGCAACCGAUAAAGAUCUUGUUGAAAUGGAUUAGUUAGUGAAGUUACUUACCAAGUAUGCACCUCUGUACCUUUUUCUACUUGCACUACAGCAGUACUUGCAAGCUUUGUAGAACACCUACCCAUGUAAAGACAUACAAAAGCCUAAUGCAGAAAAUUGUAUGUAUUUUAAUGGUUUAACAGUUUGUAUUUAUUAAAAAAAUAAAAAAAAAUAUGUAACUACA
Molecule: messenger RNA, 2683 nt
Organism: Clupea harengus (Atlantic herring)
Lineage: Eukaryota; Metazoa; Chordata; Actinopteri; Clupeiformes; Clupeidae
Gene: ndrg1a
Product: N-myc downstream regulated 1a
Source: RefSeq, a predicted model, not a curated record